Molecule: messenger RNA, 2935 nt
Organism: Lolium perenne
Lineage: Eukaryota; Viridiplantae; Streptophyta; Magnoliopsida; Poales; Poaceae
Product: putative wall-associated receptor kinase-like 16
Biological process (GO): cell surface receptor signaling pathway; protein phosphorylation
Cellular component (GO): plasma membrane
Molecular function (GO): ATP binding; protein serine/threonine kinase activity
Source: RefSeq, a predicted model, not a curated record
GAGCCAACGCCCCACUCCCUAUUUCUCCUGCACUUCUCCCCCCAUUCUCUCCACGCACAAAAUCGGAGGUGCCUUCCGAUCCAACCGCCCCAGCCAGGUCGAACGGCGCUGCCCUCACCAUCGGCGGGAUCGGGCUGCCGGCCUCACCUGCGACCUUAUCAUGCACGCCCCAGCAAGCGCGAACAUCACGGCCCUCCUCACCGGCGGGAUCGGAGCCGCCGGCCUCACCCACAACGUUCUCUGCGCCCCUUCCCUGAUUCCCUACCACGGGUAUUGCACUGUCCGCAUCCACGAGAACGCCUCCACCUGCAACCGCGAGAACGCCGCCGCCCUCUGGAAGGUUCUGCUGCUAAGAAGUAGCGGGCAACUUUCAAGAAAAACAGUCUGGUGCCAUUAGCUUAACUGAUAAUGGAGAACACAUCGGCCUGCUCCCACAAGAAUGCCACUGCCCUCCUCCGGUUUCUGCUCUGGUCUGAGCGCCUCCUUCCUCUCUUAGUUCAGUUCGAAAAUAAGGCAAGAAGGCUGUAGAAAAUAACAAGACUCUUGGCAGGUAUUCUGAAUCGUCUAGGUAGACACUAGAGUACAUCAUCAGCACGUAUUCUGAUUCGUCCAUUACUUGUUGUUUAUCCUACAAUAUGCCUUAAGGUAUUGUAUUCUGGGUACAUAUCUCUCUUAUUGAAUUUAGUGAAGUUUAUGACUUGGAAAAACAACAUUGUGCAUGCUUUUCUCAUCAAUAAAUAUAUAUACCCAUCCUUAUUAAUACCACCUAGUACAAGAUGAUCCUUUGUGGAAGAGAUUCUUUUUUCUAAUGAGUAAGUACAACCAUGAUGAUAUAUCCUAAGUUAGUACUAGUUGAUAGCAUAACAGCCAUGAUGAUAUUGAAUGUCAACAUGAUUUCUAUUAAAUUACCUAUAGUGUGUUCUUGUACAGAGAGUAGCUCCUAUUUUAACCGAAAACUUAAGCUGCGGUUGCAUGCUCUCUGUAUUUUAAGUAGUUUGGUUCAACUUAUUUUUUCUUCAAAACUACCCAGAGACAAUCAUGCUAUCAUAUAAACAUAUGUUCUGAAACUACUACAAUCUGUCCUGAAACUAAUUGCUUUAGAGGUGAUGCUCUGUUUACAUGCUUUUCCUUAUUAAAGAGAUAAAUCAAGUCAUGAUAUUGCUUAGAGGGUCAGGUACUGUAUGCUUAUGGUCAUUGCUUUUUUAAGUCUUACUGUUAUAUGUUAACAUAUUUUGCUACUUAAUGUUUCAUGAUAUCCUUCUUCGUCGAGGUAGUAAAAUCAUGUCCGCAACUCCGGAGUAGGAGAGGAACAUGCUAGCAAGGAUUAAGAGACGCAUGACUGAGGAGGCAGCGCCUCUUGGGGACAUACAAAACAUAGCUAGUCAACUCCUGUACGGCCAGAACAAAUGAGUAGCAAAGUUGCAGAGGUGAGGAUGGUGGCAGUGUCUCCAAAUAGAAGUCAAACGAAUAUUGAGCAGGAUGAUGAUGAGGCCGAUGAUAUUUCUGGAAUUCUAUGGAAAAUAAAAGAAGAUGAGCACCUAGUGGUACAUAACUAAAAGAAGAUGAGCACCUAGUCGGAAGAACCAAGGUCUUCUCCUACAAAAGUUGGUAUCCUCUGAUGAAACUGCAAACGACAAAACAAAGAUUUUCUCAUUAGAAGAGCUAGAGAAGGCAACAAACAGCUUUGAUCCCACACGUGUUAUUGGCCGUGGGGGCCAUGGCAUGGUUUACAAAGGGAUAUUAUCAGAUCAAGGUGUGGUUGCAAUUAAAAAAUCUAAGGUCAUAGAGGAGUGCGAGAUCAGUCAAUUCAUCAACGAGGUCGCAGUCCUCAGUCAGAUAAAUCACAGAAAUAUUGUGAAACUCUUUGGAUGUUGUCUCGAAACCGAGGUUCCAUUGCUGGUGUAUGAUUAUAUAUCGAGUGGCUCACUGUCUGAAGUUCUUCAUGCAGAUACAAAUAAUGGUCUUUCGCUGUCUUGGGGUGAUUACUUAAGAAUUGCAAUGGAAACAGCCGGAGCUCUAUCUUAUCUCCACUCUUCAGCUUCAGUAUCAAUAUUCCAUCGUGAUGUGAAGUCCUCAAAUAUACUCUUGGAUGGAAACUACACAGCCAAAGUUUCGGAUUUUGGUGCAUCUAGAUUGGUUCCGGUCGAUCAAACACACAUUGUUACAAAUGUGCAAGGUACAUUUGGGUACUUAGAUCCAGAGUAUUUCCAUACCAGACAGCUAAAUGAGAAGAGCGAUGUCUACAGUUUUGGUGUGGUACUAGUGGAGUUGCUUCUUAGAAUGAAGCCUGUUUUUACAAGUGAAUCAGGAACAAUCAAGAACUUGUCAAACUACUUUCUCCAGGAGUUCAAAGAGGGGAGAAUCACAGGUAUUGUUAAUUCUCAGGUGCUGGAUGGGGCAACUGAGGAAGAGAUCAAAGGUGUUGCCUCUCUUGCCGAGCUAUGCUUAAGACUGCAUGGUGAAGAAAGACCCACCAUGAAACAGCUGGAGAUGGAACUGCAGACUCUGCUAACAAAACGGGUGAACUCAUGUCUAGCAUAUCCAAGAAAUGAAGAGCAAAUGCAACCAAUUCGACUGACUCGAAGAAGGGCUAGAGCUGCUCUCCAAUCUUCGGAAUUGGGUGACUUAAGAUUAGGAGACAACCCGCAAUGCUACAGCUUGGAGAAAGAGUUCAUGUCGUCUGCUAGUUUGCCACGCUAGAUGUGUUUGCUGAGUUCAUCAUAAUUGAUUGUUAUGUUUCCCUUUUAUACCUGUGCUGCAGAGAUUGGUAUUGUAAUUCGAUUUAUGCCAAGAUACUUUCAGGCACCACGAUUGUAUGGUGCUUUAUAUAUGCCUGACAUACACAGUGUUGUGCAUUGAUUUCUGUAGUGGGAUCUGAUCGAUUUUCACUUCAUUAGGAGGAUUUAUGAUGGAUUUGUACAACUCAUUGUCACCG